This is a messenger RNA of Merops nubicus (carmine bee-eater), 1338 nucleotides long. RefSeq names its product centrosomal protein 57kDa-like 1 (gene CEP57L1). Gene Ontology annotation, molecular function: identical protein binding; microtubule binding; gamma-tubulin binding. The transcript has 10 exons. Gene Ontology annotation, cellular component: centrosome. The record is from RefSeq and is a predicted model, not a curated record. NCBI's taxonomy places the organism in Eukaryota, Metazoa, Chordata, Aves, Coraciiformes, Meropidae. Bases 1 to 1338 code for a protein of 445 amino acids.
AUGAAUUCUGAAUCAAAGAACAGUUUCAUAGGGAGCUUUCUUCAGCCACCAGAUAAGAUGCUUCCUGCAGCUACAGAAUCAAAGAAGUUGGCAGCUGUUGAUGGUGACAGGCCUGCUAUCCCAAAUAACCAAGCUGUGGUGGCAGCCCUGAAAACUCUUGAAGAAAAAAUCCACUGUCUAGAGCUGGAGAAGUCACAGGCUGAAGAUAAUAUGUGCAGCCUCUCCAUAGCAGCUGCUCAGUAUAAGAAGGCCUUAGAGCAUGAAUCUUGCAAAAAGGACAGAGCACAUCAAGAACUAAUGCAACAGAGGAAAGAUGUAAGUGUGCAGUUAAACGCAGCACAGUCUCGCUGCUCCCUGCUGGAUAAACAGCUGGAUUACAUGAGGAAAAUGGUUUCCAGUGCGAAACUGGAAAAUAAAAUGGUUUUAGAACAACAGGCCAGGCUUCAGAAAGGGGAGGAUCAGAACUGGUUGGAACAGCAUGCAAAACUUGAAAAGCUAGAAAAAGAAUGUCUUAAACUCACUGCUACUCAGAGAAUUGCAGAAGACAAGAUCAAACACUUAGAAGAAAAGCUUAGGAAAGAAGAGCAUCAGCGUAAGCUAAUACAAGACAAAACUGCUCAGCUUCAAAGAGGAUUUGAGAUAAACAGAAUUUUGAUGUCUUCAGUAACAUCUCAAAAUGAACCUAAAAAGGAAAAUGCAAAGAAAAAAAAAACUAAGAAGAAAAAUACUACAAUGAAGAAAAUGCACCUUUCACAAUUCCAUGUAAAGGCUGGUGAACUGCCUUUUGUGGCUGGGAAGCAUCGCAAUCUACAAGUCUUAUCACGAAGACAAGGAGGAGCUACCUCUGGGAUUUCAGGACGCAGUACAUUUUCCAAACCUGUAUCCUCUUGUUCCACAUUGCCUACUGCCCCUGGAAGUCUUUCAGACCUUCUGUUGGCCAUACAAGAUGAGCUGGGCCAAAUGAGCUUUGGGCAUCAAGAACUUACGAAGCAGCUACAGGAGACUCAAGACUCCAAAGUUCGUGAAGACCUAGAACAGGAGCUGGAUUGCCUUGUAAGACAGAUGGACAUUAAAGGAGAGCAAAUAGCCAAGCUGAAGAAGCAUCAGGCUGCUGUGCAGAAAUUAAAGAGAAAAACUCAGAAAUCGAAGCAACAGGCAGCUCAUGUCAAACUAAAGUGGAGUGGCCAAAAGGAAGAAAAGGAGAUUGCAGUCACUGUAAGGGAAAGUAUAUCUAAAUCUUGUCCUGGACAGAAAAGCAAAAGCUCUCUUCAGCUGCUAAAAAAUGUGCAGAAACUUCAGUCAACACUGAGAAAAGGUGAUAUCAUGUGGGAACAAUAG